GGCUCAAGUACCUGAAACUCGCACCGCGCUCGGAAGCGGAAGCGGCCAUGGAAGCGGCUGCCCGGCUGAGCGCUUCGGGCACCGUAGCGAGCGGCAGCAUCUUCAACAGCGAGGAGCUCGAAGGGCUCAUCCUGAAGGACAAGAAGGCUUUCAUGAAGACCAAGUGCGCUGAAUGCGCUGGUAGCUGUGGCCUCGCCAAGAAGUACAAAGAGACCAUGGCAGUCAUUGUCAAGAGCAUGAUGGACACCUUUUGGUGCCGUGAUUGCGGGCGGGUGCUGUGCGAUACUCAUCGGUACCAACACACCUGUGAGAGAUUGGACGCUCUGAAAGCAAAGAAUGAUUCUUGGUCCAUGCAGGCUCUGCUGGAGCAACUCCGAGAGGACGAGGCACGAAAAGAUGCUUUGGAGGCACAGGUCAAGGCGGAGCAGCAGAGGGCGGCCGAGAAGCUCGAGGAGGAGAAGUCUCACAGGAAGAAUCAGCGAAAGCUACUGGCUUCGAAGGCGAAGCAAGUCGAAAGCUUUAUCCAGCAGCGGUCCAGAGAUAAGGACGGCCUGCGGCCUGCUGCGCACGCGAAGCUCCUGGAGCUCUACCCCCGAGUGAAGCGCCUGAGCUUGGCUUUGUACAAUCAGUUUGAGCACCCAGACAGUACACAGGUGGGUGGUCCAGAUUGGGAAGAAGUAAAGGAGAUCUAUGCAGAAGCCAGAGAAAUCACAGGAAUGAUCGUGAUGACAGAGGAUGGGCCGCUGGACAUGCGCAACCCCUGGGAUCCUCCAGAAGACCCAUCACAAGCUCAGGAUAUGCAAGAUGAUUGAGACCCGAGCAGUCUCAGUCUAGCGUUAAUGAACCUUUGAGGGGCUGCAUUGAAAUUGUGGGAGGUGAGCCUCCCUUGGCCUGACACGUGCACCAGCC
Molecule: messenger RNA, 909 nt
Organism: Durusdinium trenchii
Lineage: Eukaryota; Dinophyceae; Suessiales; Symbiodiniaceae
Source: the annotation of a GenBank genome assembly